CCGUAAUUAGUUUAGUUUAAUUAAUUAUAGUAGUCACAUAAAAUGAUGAUUAUUUUGUAAACUAAGGUGAAUGUAGCAUGUUGCUUCUCUGGUUCCUUUCGUUUUGUAUGGGAGGUCGUUGUUGACGUAUAUAUUUGUUAUUCCGCUUGCAGAUUGCUUCUUGGCUCCGGUGAGGCGUCUCGGAACAUUCACGAUUUGAAAGUUCCACAUUACUCACAGUCGCAUAAUAUAGUUUUAAUGACAAAAUAAGAAGUAACUUUUUAGAACAUCAGACGUCUGUGGUAAGAAGGAAUUUCUACUUGAGAUACAUCAUGAAUAUUAAUAAUCUUUUAAAGACGAAAGGAAGGUGUAAUAAAUAAUUGAUAUAAACAUGUUUAUAUAAUAUAUCUGUGAUGAAUAACUAUGAAAUACUUUGUUCUGAACUAAGAUGAAUAACAAGAUUUCUCUUCCUCACUGUCUGGAAUAUUUACAUGAGUAUUUCACAUUCUAAUUAAACAUGGAUACAUUUAUAAAGAAAUCUGUAAUCUUCAGAUACUGACAAAAUCACUAGAAAUAUAUAUAUGUAUAUAUAUAUAUAUAUAUAUAUAUAUAUAUAUAUAUAUAUAUAAAUAAAAAGUAUUUAUUUGUUGUGGUGGUAUCAGAACAUUAUAGAACAAUGAGUUAUGUGAAAAAUGUAAAGGAUGGCUUAUUUCAUGAAGAAAUAACGAAAGAAAGAGAGAAAUUAUACUGUUGUGAUAUCUGCAAAAAGACUUUUUCUCAAGGCUGUAACCUAACUACUCAUAAAUGCAUUUCUACUGGAGAGAAACCAUAUCGCUGUGAUGUCUGUGGUAAAUCAUUCUCUCAAAAUAACCUCUUAAUUAAACACAAACGUAUUCAUACAGGAGAGAAACCAUACUGCUGUGACAUAUGUGAUAAGUCAUUCGCUACAAAGGGUAACUUCAACAAACAUAAAUACUUUCAUACCGGUGAGAAACCAUAUCACUGUGAUAUCUGUGGUAAGUCAUUUGCAGUAAACAGUACCUUAAAAACUCAUAGACGCAUUCACACAGGAGAAACACCAUAUCACUGUGCUGUCUGUGGUAAAUCAUUCUCUGAGAGUCACAACUUAACUGCCCAUAAACGCAUUCAUACAGGGGAGAAACCCUAUCACUGUGAUAUCUGUGGUAAAUCGUUCACUGCUAAUUGGACAUUGAUUACUCACAAGCGCAUUCAUACAGGAGAAAAACCGUAUCACUGUAACAUUUGUGGUAAAACAUUCUCUCAAACAAAUAGUUUAGUUCAUCAUAAACGUCUUCAUACAGGAGAGGAGCCAUACCAUUGUGAUAUCUGUGGUAAAUCAUUCUCUGGAAGUAGUGACUUAACUACUCACAAACGUAUUCAUACAGGUGAGAAACCAUAUCAGUGUGAUAUCUGUGGUAAAUCAUUUUCUCAGAAUAGUAAUUUAAUUCAGCACAGGGACACUCAUACAGGAGAGAAACCCUAUCGUUGUGAUAUCUGUGGUAAAUCAUUCUCUGGAAGAAGUUGUUUGGCAAAACACAAACGUGUUCAUACAGGGGAGAAGCCAUAUCACUGUGAUAUCUGUGGAAAGUCAUUCAGUAUAAGUUGUAACUUAACUCAGCACAAACGCACUCACACAGGAGAGAAGCCAUAUCACUGUGAUAUCUGUGGUAAGUCAUACAGUGGAAGCAGUGACUUAAUUAAGCACAAAUACAUUCAUACAGGUGAGGAACCAUAUCACUGUGAUAUCUGUGGUAAAUCAUUCUCUCAAAAAGAUUACUUAACUGCACACAAACGUAUUCAUACAGGUGAGAGACCAUUUCACUGUGAUAUCUGUGGUAAGUCGUUUGCUCAGAAAGGUAACUUAACUACUCACAAACGUAUUCAUACGGGUGAGAAACCAUAUCACUGUGAUAUCUGUGGUAAAUCAUUUGCUAUGAAUGGUACUUUCACUAGACACAAGCUCAUUCAUACAAGAGAGAAAACAUCACUGUGACAUCGUAAUCUUCAUCAUCAACAUUUAACGCCCGUUUUCCAUGCUGGCAUGGGUUGUAUGGCUUCGCAGGAACUAUCAAGGCUAGGGGCCACCCCAGUUCCAUAGUCUGUUUUGGAUUGGUUUCUACAAUUGGAUAUCUUUCCUAAUGCCACACUACCCCACAGAGUGGAGUGGGUGCUUAUAAUGGGCCCCAUCACCAGUGCUUUUUAUAUGACACCUUGGUUUCAGAAUCUCAGUUCUGUUGUGGUAGGCAGGUCUUCAGUACAGCAAUACACCACAUUUCUCAGUUGUCUGUCAUCUCCUUUGUAAGGAUCAGGAUUUUGAGAUCAGCCUUCAAUACUUCAUCUAUCUGAGGUAAAUCAUUCUCCCAAAGAAAUCACUUAACAAGGCAUAUAAGCAUCUAUACAGUAAAAUAUCACUAGUUGUGUGAAAACUCCAUCUUGUAUUGAGAGUCAAACCUGUCUGUCUAAAAACAUUAUUUCAAUCUUUAGUCAUUUCAGCUGCAAGACUGAGGUUUUUGAAUUCUGACCUCAUCACAUUUUGUGAAUAUUUUUAAUAACUUGAAAGAGGAAUAAAGUUGUUUUACUCUUUAA
Octopus bimaculoides (California two-spot octopus) is the source of this 2586-nucleotide messenger RNA. RefSeq lists its product as uncharacterized. The record is from RefSeq and is a predicted model, not a curated record. Gene Ontology annotation, molecular function: RNA polymerase II cis-regulatory region sequence-specific DNA binding; DNA-binding transcription factor activity, RNA polymerase II-specific. NCBI's taxonomy places the organism in Eukaryota, Metazoa, Mollusca, Cephalopoda, Octopoda, Octopodidae. Gene Ontology annotation, biological process: regulation of transcription by RNA polymerase II.